Messenger RNA from Aureobasidium vineae, 1671 nucleotides. Lineage: Eukaryota; Fungi; Ascomycota; Dothideomycetes; Dothideales; Saccotheciaceae. The record is from the annotation of a GenBank genome assembly.
AUGGCUGGUUCACGAGAGCAAGCUGCGGCCAUGGAGCUGGCUGGUUACAGCUCAAAGGAGGCACCAAUUAUUGAUGACCAAGAAUUGGGACCAGAAGGCGCUGACCUGGCUCGUAUCGAGCGUGUCUACAAAAAGAUCGAUCGCAGAAUCAUCCCGCCAUUUUGGAUCCUCUACUUCCUCUGCUCGGCUAUCCGCUCCAAUGUUGGUCUGGCACAAACCAUGAACUCGGCACAAGGUCAUGACCUUUCCGACGUGCUCCAUUUGACACCCAAGCAAGUCUCCACUGGCCUGGCGCUCUUCUACGUCUGCUAUGUGGUCUUUGAUUGUCCUUCGAACCUUAUCAUGUCCAAGUUGAGCCCGCAUGUGUGGAUGAGCAGAAUCGUGCUAAGUGUUGGUAUCAUUGGUACAUGCAUGACAGCUAUGAAAGCUGCUUGGAGUCUCUAUUUGUUGCGACUGUUGCUGGGCAUUGUUAUCGCUGGCAUGUGGCCUGGCAUGACCUACUACCUCAGUCUUUAUUAUCCACCCUCGCGCUGCGCAAGACGCAUUGGACAUUACUACACUGCAGCACAGCUGUCUGCCGCUGUUGUCGGUCUUGUCAGUGCUGGCUUCCAAAAGAUGGAUGGCCUUGGUGGUCUCGUGGGUUUUCAGUGGAUGUUCUUGAUUUACGGAUUGUUGGCAGUUAUCCUCGGCAUCGUAUUGCUCUGGUGGUUGCCCGAUCGUCCGCACCCGCCCGGUGAGAAGAUUGAACAACCUGUUGGCUGGAGACGUUUGCUGCCACGAAGCCCACCCGUACUUACGGGAGAGGACGCUCGUAUCCAUUACGAAGAGCUGACAAGGGUGUACCAUCGACCCGCCUGGGGAUGGAAGGACCUGGGUCGCGUGCUCAUUGACUGGCGCCUUUGGCCUUUGGUCAUCAUGUACUUUGGCGUCGUAGGCGUAGGUAUGUUCAUGUUUCUCUGGUUCAUCAUGUUCUGCGCUAACCAAUAUCAGNGCAUUGGUGUUCAGAGUUACGGCACCGUCAUCAUCCAUGCCAUCAACCCUAGUCUCAGCAGUAUCAACUUGUCACUCCUCUUCGCACCCAUUUGGAUCAUGGAUCUGAUAGCCAUCCUCCUCAUCACCNCCCUCAGCGAUCGCUUCCACACUCACCGUCACCUCAUCUUCAGUCUGUCUUGUCUCGUCAUCCUGGCCGGUCUUCUCACCACCACUUUUGCCGGCGGCAACGACAGCUGGUCGAGAUAUGGAGGUCUCUUGAUCAUCGGCUUUGGUCUGGGACCCACUGUGCCUACCAUUAUGGCAAUGAGCACUUCUAUCUUCCAGCCACGUCACGGUGAAGUUGGCAUUGCUGCAGCUUCUGCCCUUGUCUCUGGACUCGGCAAUCUUGGCUCCAUCUUGACCACUUAUGCAUUGUAUUCUGGCUGGCCUGAAGACGCAAAGGGCCCUCAUAAGUACAGGAAGAGCAACUUGGUCAUGGUGGGUAUGGUGUGUGCGAGUAUUGUGGCCAGUGGUGUGAUGGUUCUGCUCCUCAGAUGGACCAGGACAGAGGGUGCGCAGGCCAUUGAAGAUGCCGUCGAGAACAAGGACGUUAUGGCUGAUGGAGCGGCCAAAAGAGAGUUGAGAGAGAUCAGGGCACAGCAAGGAUUCAGUCUGAACAGGCUGAAGGUACACAGAUAG